UUAUUUUUUCGUUUUAAUCUCCAGAGCUAAUGUUGUUUUUGUAACUAUGGGUAACAGUGUCAGGAGUAGGAGGGUUGCUUCAAAUAUAAGGGUAUGUAUGGACAAAACAGCUGCUCUGGGUACAUUUAGGGAGUUAAAAUAGACAGACAUGUACUAUAUAUUUAUAUUUAUCUUUACUAAACAAAUGUUGAUAAUUGUCAACCUUUUAACAAAGAAAAUCAUCUCAGCAUCUGGAAAAGAUGAUGACUUCAAAUAAGACUCAAACUGAGAAUAUGUUUCUCUGCUAUCCACUCCGGCCAAACUCCUGUCCAAAACUGCAACGUCUUACUGUUGUUAAAGUGGCAAUGUAUGCUUUCUUUGUGCUGAUGAUCCUCACAACAGUUUUUGGGAACCUGCUGAUCAUCAUCUCCAUCUCUCACUUCAAACAGCUUCAGUCUCCAACUCAUCUGAUCGUUCGCUCUCUGGCUGCCAGUGACUGUCUGCUGGGCUCUUUGGUCAUGCCGUACAGCAUGGUGCGAUCUGUUGAAGGCUGCUGGUAUCUGGGAGAUUUUGUGUGUAAAGUUCAUUAUAGUUUAGACAUGACCUUCUGUAUCUCCUCAUUACUGCAUCUAAGUUUAAUAUCUGUUGACAGGUACUGGGCCAUUUGUUACCCUCUAAGAUACAGAAUGAGGGUCACAAUCAGCACUGUGACUGUAUUUAUUACCUUCAUAUGGCUGUUUUCAUUUGUGUACAGUUUCUCUAUUGUGUUUUCAGGGAUAAGUGCAGUUGGAUUAGAGAUGGUUAUAUUGCAGACUUACUGUGUGGGAAAUUGUGUUGUGCUUUUUAACAAGGAGUGGAGUAUUAUAUGUCCAGUUCUUGUAUUCUUUCUUCCUGGGACAAUCAUGAGCUCUCUGUAUGUAAAAAUCUUCUAUGUUGCACAAAAACAUGCAAAAGUUAUGUCAGAAAGAGUGACUGGAGGGUUGAAGAGCCAAAGCUCUGCUCACAGAGAGAGAAAAGCAGCUAAAACUCUGGCCAUUGUCAUUGGUGUUUUUUUGUUCUGCUGGCUGCCUCUUUUUACUGCAUCUGUUCUCGACACUUUUUUAAAUUUUUGGACCCCAGCUGUUGUUUUUGAUGCUUUGUUUUGGUUUGCAUAUUUCAACUCGACUUGUAACCCCUUGAUUUAUGGAUUUUUCUACCCUUGUUUUCAGAAGGCCUUUAAGAUUCUCAUAUCCACUUAUAUCUGUGGCAUCAAACAUUCUAACACAUUAAUAUUUGAAUGAAUACUGCUCUCACACUAAUUUCAGGCAUCACAAUAAAUGUUUAUUUUUAUAUAAUUUUUUAUUUCAUAUAUAUGCUGAAACCAUUUUGCAAAUGUCUUUUACUGGAAGCAGUCUUGAUAUUUUUAGUAAUCUGAUGAAAAAGAGGGGCAUGCAUGCAGGGUUUGCACUAUAUUCAAAAUAUAUUUCAAUUAUUACAAAACAACCUAAAUAGCCUGCAUUUUUGUGAAAUUAACAUUAUAAAUUUUAUUUAAUACAUUAAACUCUUUUGAUCACAUUUCAGUGGGUUUACAUUAAAAUAGUCUCCCUUUAGAAAAGCAGUCAUUUUUCAGGAGUUUGUUUGGUUUAAAUUUCCUGAUUAAGAUCCAGAUGAUUAAGGGAAGUAUCCUCAACUGAACCAACCUGGUCACACUUACAUCUUCUGUUUAAAAACUGAAAAGAGAAAAAAAGACAUGACUGACAGAAAACCAGUUAUAAUUUGAAAGUUAAAAUGUAUAGACAUUUUAAGAAAGAUAUGACGUGGUCUACCGGUUGAGUGUGUGUUGACGGUCUUUGUAGUUGGAUGGUGGAGCUCCAAAAACUCAAUAAUGAAGUGGCUCUGAAAGGAUUUUUUAACAGUUACAAAAAAAAAAAAAAAAAACUAAGCUCUUAAAAAAAGGGGGACCAUUUAUUAUCAAAUGGUUCUUCAAAAUAUGAGUCUAAAUAAAACUGUUACUGUUUGCAGAGAACCUUUAAUAAAAAUAAAUCAUUUGAUUGAGAAUUUAGUGUGCGUGUUUGCAGCACAAACUCCAAUCUGUGUGUUUUUUAUGAAAACAACAAAUUGACUGGAACUACCUGUUCACACACCAAGUUUAGGUCUAUUCCUUGCAGUCAGAACAGAUUUGGAUUACAGUGCACAAAUAAAUUUGAUUUGUUUUGUAAUUGUUGUAUUUUUUUUUAAUUAUUUUAUGGUUCUAUUGUCAGUAACAGCAUUUAAGAGAAAAUGGCUAGAUGAAUAAAGUAAAUAUUGCAUGAUAAGUAAUGAUUAAAUGAUUGCAGAAGUGUUUUUCAUUUAUCUUGUUUAGGAUUAAACGAGUUGGCAGCAGAAAUCACACAGCAGAACAAAAUGUUAUCUUUUCAUAUUAAGUAAAUGAAAAAUGUUGUUUAAUAAAUUCAGGUGAAAACAAUGCCACUGAUAUGACAACUGAAUGCAAUAUAAUAAAAAUGUUAAUGACGCAUUUGCAGUAUAAGUAUUCAUUUGUAAGUCUGUAAAGUUGUUCAUACAUAAUUUACAUUUAAGGUGUUGUCAGUCCGUCAAUAUUGUAUGUUUAGUACAUCUGUAUUGUACAUUUCAGCGUCUCUGCAAAUUAAAGUAAAUGUACAGUUUGAAGAGACGGAAGCAUCAGCGCAAGUUCUACUAGGAAGAGUUAAUGCCACAUCACAUAUUACAAUUAGUAAUAUCUUUAAUGUCUUUGUGUUUCCAAAAGUUUCUGUUUUUCUGUGAAAACAACUCUUUUCAUACAACAAUAGCUGGAUGCUUUUGUCCAUAUUAGCAUGAGUGUUUAGCGCUCGUUGAUGAUAAUCUCACCUUAUUCUGGGUCUGAAUAAAAUAUCAGGUCAUGCGCAGACUAUCCUGUCUCUUUGAGUUUAAAUCUAUAUUUAUUCACACCAGCUGUUGAAAACCUAUAUGCGAACACAUUUGACUGAAAAAGUGCAGGGGACGAAUUUCCGUGAUAUUAAAAGUGGGGGGAGACAUGUCCCCUGGGUAAUCUAUGCCUCUGACUAGUCCAAUCGCAUUUCAAGAGGGGUUCCCUGGUAAAAUUCGCAUUCUAGGCGCUAAAUAUCACAUUAUUGGGGUCGCUUCAACCCAUGGACAUGAAAAGCAACUUGCAGCAACAGUGUUAAAAUAGCCCAAUUCCGUAUAAAAAAGGAGGACUUGGCAACGCUGGUGCUUUCCAAGCUGUCGCAUCGGCGCUGCUUGGGUCUCAAUCUACAAAAUAUUUAAUCUAUACGCUCACGUGAACCUGCAUGCAAGAAGUCUCUCCGGCCUACAGUCGGAAACAACGCUGCCGGUCUCCUUCUGCAUCUCGUCUUUAUCACUUCAUCAGCCUACACCAUUAUAAGUAUCAUUUUUGUUUUAUGCACUUGUGGCACUUGGGCAAAUUUUAUUCUCUGCAAGGUUAUUUACUCACACGUUUAAGAUAAAGCUCUUGGUGUUGCAUGAUUGUUUGUUUAUCUAGCAGACUAGCACUGCAUAAUUAAGAUGUUGAUCAAACUAAUACAUUCAAUGUUUGGAACAGCUCUUUUGUGAUGAGGCAUUUUGAAGCUCAUUAUUAUAGGCUUACAAUCUUUACACUGAUAAAGAUUGUUGCUUGCAUUAUUCCUUUUUGUAAAAUAUGCUACGUCUAGCACACUGUAAGGUAUUUUUUGUCGUGAUCAUGCUUUUGUCUUUGUUUAUUCAGUCAUUGUUUCAUUUGCGUCUAUCUACAACAAUUCUUGAAUGCCUUGUACUGGAAUGGGGUAAGUAUUACGACUUAAGUCUCUCCUGUUGCAUAGACCAUUUCUGCAAAGAGGUCCUCGUUGUCUAUUUCUGCAAGAGCGUCCUCUGAAU
Messenger RNA from Cyprinus carpio (common carp), 3846 nucleotides. Its product is annotated as trace amine-associated receptor 4-like. Gene Ontology annotation, biological process: G protein-coupled receptor signaling pathway. Gene Ontology annotation, molecular function: trace-amine receptor activity. Gene Ontology annotation, cellular component: membrane. NCBI's taxonomy places the organism in Eukaryota, Metazoa, Chordata, Actinopteri, Cypriniformes, Cyprinidae. The record is from RefSeq and is a predicted model, not a curated record.